Parnassius mnemosyne (clouded apollo) is the source of this 663-nucleotide messenger RNA. The record is from the annotation of a GenBank genome assembly. Lineage: Eukaryota; Metazoa; Arthropoda; Insecta; Lepidoptera; Papilionidae.
AUGGUGCGAUUGAAUAUAUAUAUAUUUUUCUUCUUGGUAUACCCGUUUAUUCUACUCACUAAUGGAUAUGUUCCUGAAAAGCUCCACUUGACAGUCUACUACGAAAGUAAAUGUCCGGACAGCAAAAAGUUCAUUCUCGAACAACUACAGCCGACUGUUGAGCUAUUACACAAGUAUGUAAGGCUAAGGCUGAUUCCCUUUGGGAAAUCAAUGAGUAUAGAUUAUGGGGAUGAAGGGUUCCAAUGUCAACACGGCCCUACGGAAUGUAUGGGCAAUUUAGUUCAGGACUGCGCACUCAAAUACAUGAGAAAACAUAACGAUGUGCAACGUGUGAACUACGUCGUUUGUGAGAUGGAAUUAGAAGCUGGAGCUAUGGGAAAUCUAGGCUGUGUAAAACAUGCCAGAUUGCCGACGGAUGACGUAGAGCGGUGCGUGUCGACUGGCGAAGGUAUUGCUCUACAACUUGACUCCGAGUAUCACACAAAUUCUCUGAAGCCCCAGUUCAUACCAUCGAUAACUAUCAACGGGGUAUUCGAUCAACAAAUCCAAGAGUCCGCUUUGGUGAACUUGAAAGAAACUUUAUGCUCAUAUCUUAAGGAAGCUCAGCCCUGUGCUCAUUAUUAUAAUAACAAAGUGUGGGAAUAUUUAUUUUACUCUCCCUAA